Molecule: messenger RNA, 7381 nt
Organism: Rhopilema esculentum
Lineage: Eukaryota; Metazoa; Cnidaria; Scyphozoa; Rhizostomeae; Rhizostomatidae
Molecular function (GO): protein binding
Source: RefSeq, a predicted model, not a curated record
UUACAAUACGAUAAUACAAGAAGCACCUCUAUUACAUUAAGCAUAAUAGCUGAAGAAAUAUCAUACGCUCUUUAUCAAGAGCUCUGAUUGAUUGAUGAAUUGAUAAUAGUCGCUAUAUUCAGAACCGCCGUAACAGGUGAAUGCGGCUGGUAAAGAUCUGUAUCUUUCACAAAAAAAACUCGCUAUAAGAUACCAGUAGUAGAGAAAUAGAUAACAUUAUAAAAGUACCAAUGCAGUUAUCAUCAUGCUUUUAUUCUCAUUCAAACUCAAGACUGAUUAAAAUCACAGCUCAUUGCUACAUGAUGCUUACGACAAAAUUGACACACCCAGAUUUAUAAACAAGCACAGUGUACAAGCAAUUGUUCACAACAGUUAACACAGAGACGUUGAUACAAUGACAACCAAUUUGCAAUCAGUUGCUACACUCCACCUAAGUACAGUAUCCGAAAGGAACUAAAAUGUCACGAGCAUCUGAAAACAAUAAAAAUAUAAAUGAGUCUAUCUUAUGGCAGCUGAGAAAGCCGGCCCAAGCAAGUUAUUGUUGGAAAAUUUCCUAGCAUGAAGAAUUAGAUAAUGGUGAAAUAAUUUCGAAAGGCAAUUGAAAGAGAUUAAAGUGGCUUAAGCCAUCUGUCCAUCAAUGUAAGCCAAUCAGUAGGCGUGUGCGUUGUAACACUCUCACUGUUUGGCCAGUUGAUGAUUGUAACACUUGAGAAACAACGAGUAUCGACAUUUUCAAAAGCGUUAAUAAUCUGGAGUACUCAACAUCGACUUUUUUUCUUGAAAAAAUGAGUGCAAGCCUUAUAACCGAUUUCUCAGCAGACAUUCUUGAUACAAUGCAAUUCACUCUAUUGACAAGCUUCAUUUGCACGAUUGAUAACACUUAAAAACAUUCCCUCCACUUCCUUUAAACAAUGUUGCUUGAAAGUUGUUCCCGGGGACUCAAGCUUUUAUGUGCUUAAAAUUAUCUUCAUAAAACACUGUGUUGGCACACUUCUAAUAUGAUAUUCCUAACUUUCAAAAUAAAACGUUUCCAGUUACAGAGUGUUUCAAGAACUUUUGACUCGGAAAGUGCGUUAAAUUGCGUAAAGAGAAAAAUCGAAAUGAGUUCAUUUGAAAUGCUUAUGUAUGCAUAUUUUUGUCAAGAUUGAAUCAUGAGGACAUAUCUGAAGAAAAUAUCUAGACAUCUAGUCUGGAAACAACGAAUCUAGCUGAUGAACUUUGUCGUGAGCCCAAUCAAAAUAAAAAGAGUUGGAAAGCUUGAAGGAAUAUUCUCAUUGAAGAAGAUGACGAGAGAAGAUAGCAGCUGCCGAGAAAAGGAACAUAAUUGCAUUUUUAACUGUAUUUUUGAUACUGCUUGAUUUAUCAGAGCAGUUGAAAGAAAUGGGAAUUUCACUGCUAUAUCCCAGAGAUUCAAUAUUCGUUGUCUGUUCAAGCAUGGAAAAUCUCUGGUUCUUUGAUUAAAGUCCGACAUCCAGUAACAGAAUCAAGAUUUUAUUCCUGCUAUGGAUAAUACUGUCCAGAGAAUUAAGCAGCCUCAUUUUGAAUACUUGUCAAGGUUCUUGUCUUGCUCAUACAAAAGUUUGAUACUGGCUUUGAUUUUAAACAAAAACUUGCAAAUUUUCAUCUUUCGUAGUGCACAAUUUGAGUACAUACAGAAUUCUAAUGCAUUUUGACGGUUAAACUAAUUGGGGGAUGUGAAACUACACCCUAAUGACUUUUGUAUUUGAAUAGCAUAUAAUUUUUUAAUAAUCACAUCGUCAAAAAAUCUGUGAUUGAAUCUCUAACAAUAUAGACAUUUCUUGCCGGACAAUCGUUAGUUUUCUUAUCACUUUUUUAAGAUAAAAAAUCUUUAAUCGAAAUGUCCCAAACUAGGCUGUUGAUUGAAAUGGUGUGUUGUGCAUGUAGUUUUUUUCACAUCUUCUAUAUCGAUUAGUUGUAAUUUGAGCAAACCAUUAUAGAGAAUACAAGAAACCUUCAACAACUAAAGUAUUUCUGUGAAAAAGCAAAUUCAAUUGAAUCAAACGUGAAACCCCGAUGCCCUUGUGUAUCCUAUCCUUGUGUAUUUCAAAAAACCUUUUCCUCUUUUUUCGGCUUCUGAUGCACAGCCGUUUCUAUAAAGUCACGCUGGUAUAAUAAAUGAUGUCAUUGAAAAGCAUACUUGAUUUUUCUUUAAUCUUCUUUGAGUGAAGGAAAUUCAUUUUAACAUAACCGUCGGUAUAAAGAAGAUUGUUGGAGUCAAAACAUCCUUGCAAACAAUAAGUUUAUUCCGCGAGAGAGAUCAUGCGCUCUAAGCUCAUGGCUGGUUGCAAAGCUUAUAAUUCAGUAGAUCUUGUUCAACUAAUAAAACUUCUGCAAAUAAUGUGGCAGCAUUGCUUUACAAAUCUUGUGCUGCCUUUGCAGGCCUUUUGAAAAGUAUAAAAGAGGGUAAUGAUUAAAGUACAUAUUAAAAAAGCCCAUUUCAUGCUUGGUCCGUAUCUUAUCAAAACGUUGCAGUUUCAUGUAGAAGAGAUUGACGUAAAGUCAGUCAACCUACUCGAUGAAUAAUUGAUCAACUGAAUGUUGAGCGUGCAAGUUUGCUUUCUAGUUUCACAUUCUAUUUACAGAUAAGCCAGCUGCGUGAAUUGUUCAGAUGUAUAAACAAGGGAUACAUGGAUAUGCAUACGAAGAAAACUGGAAAUGAAGUCUGCAAUCUAAGGAUGAUCAAUUAUUUGAUGAUCAUCUUUCCUUUGCUCCAUGUAGCGUCGGGAAAUAGUGGAGGGAUUGCUACUAGAAUCAAACAGGUAUAUGUUAUGUUUGGCAGUGAUUUUGUUUACGAAUCACUGAGCGGUAACCCAAAACUUGGGUUUACAUCAACGUCUAAUGAUAAACAAGUGUUUGAUGUAUACAGCGACAAAACAAUGAGAAAGCCAGGUACAACAAUUUGUUUGGCGGAAAGAUCGACUGGAGGUCACUUAUUCUUUGACGAUUGUUUAACAUCUUCGCUGGUUUUGACCUACGAUCCUGAAAUCAAGACAUAUAGGACUGAGAGCCAAUGUUGGACUAAAGUUGACGCAGCCAUCAAAAUGGGGGAAUGUACAACAUCAGACUUUAUUCAACACGAUAUAGAUGAAAUGACAACAACAACAACAACAACAACAACAACAACAACAACAACAACAACAACAAUACAUGGUCACGGCACCAUCCAUAUGACGACGCUAAUGAUAUCGUCGUCUUCUUUCCCAGCAGUGCCAGCUACAGGGGCUCAAACAGCAACAAAAGCUUUCUCCAGCUCUUUGAGCACUGCUCAGUCUUACAAAACAGAAGUAAAAGAUGGAUUUACGAUAACACCUUCGUCUACGCUUACAGAAACAAAAGCAUCUACCAGCAUUGUGAACACGACCGAGAAUCUUGAAGUUAACGAUUUUUACUUAGCCAACCCUGGACAGCAAUGUUUAGAAUUCUGCCAAAGAAUAGGGAAAAUUUGCACAAGUACAAUCGUCACAGGAAAUUCUGAGUCCGUGUUUACCGCUGAAGGCGUUACAUGCUUGGACAGUGAAACAAAAAAACUAUGGCAGAAAGCAUAUGACCCAUCAUACUACAUCAACGGUUCUAUUUGCGCUGGAUAUAUAGCAGUAAAUGAAUCAGGAAUCAAUUGUCACGUUCAAGGGUUCAACAAUACUGGAAUAAGACGACUGUGUAAAUGUUUGAUAUCAGGUGAUGAAGAUAAUUUCGGACCUUGGCUUCCCUGGUCAUCUUGUUCUGCGUCUUGUAAUGGAGGUGUACAAACCAGAACACGCACGUGUAUUGUAGAUUCGUGUUCAGGCCAAACAUCAGACCAAAAAAACUGCAAUACACACCCUUGCCCGAUCCAUGGAGGAUUUUCUGAAUGGUCUGUAUGGUCAGAGUGCACACAAACAUGCGGAGGAGGACAGAAAACCCGGAGCAGAACAUGCACCAACCCUUCCCCCCAAUACGGGGGUUUUGAUUGCUUCGGAGAUAGAUCAAAAAGUGACAUAUGCAAUUUGAACUUUUGUCCGGUUCAUGGCAACUGGAGCUCUUGGACAGAAUGGUCGGCGUGUGAUAAACCAUGCAACUCAGGACGAAAUAUGCGAUGGCGUUUCUGUAACAACCCUGCCCCACUUUAUGGCGGUAAUGUUUGUCCAGGAAACAGUACCAGUGAGAUGAAAUGCAACGAUAAACCUUGUCCAGCCGAGAAUGUCACAGUUGUUGAUGUUAAGUUUGAUCUCUUGUGGAACAACAGUAUGGGCAUCAAAGGUUCUUCAGCAUUCAAUGACUUCCGAGAUCUUCUGCAACUCAACGCAAGAAGACUCUUUACCUUCUCAUCUGUCAACUCAACAUACCUUACUACAAGUGUCGGCUCACUGCGGCAAGGUAGUAUUGUUGGGACAUUUACGCUCGUUUUUACUGGCCUUGAUUCUUUUCAAAUACUUCUUCUGCAAGAGGCAAUAGAAAACGAUAAAUAUCUUGGAAAACUUAAGAUAAUUGGUUCAAAUCAGACGUUUAAAACUACCAUAGUGCCCGGAUCAGCUCCACUGAACUUCACACUAACGCCAUUAACAUCUACAUCAAUCACAGCUUCAUGGGAAGAGCCUCCGUUGCAGCACCAAAAUGGCAACAUAAGUGGUUAUAUUUUGUUUUAUAAAGAAAAGCUUCUGCGAUCUGAGCCAUACAGCAGCAUCGCAACUACUGGGUUGAAGCUGACCCUGUUUGGUUUGAAGGUAUUCACAGAAUAUACCUUCCGUGUUCUUGCUUACAAUGAAAAUGGCAAUGGUAUAGCAACAGAAGAGAGAUAUAUCUAUACAAAAGAAUCAAAGCCAAGCCAGCCACCUAAACUUGUUAGUGCCAACGGAACUUCUGGGUUCACAGCAAUUGUCCAAUGGACUCAUAUAACACAAGAGCAGUGGAAUGGGCAACCCCUUGGAACUCUUAUCAAAUAUGACAAUCUCAAUGGACACAAAGGGAAUGUCUCUGUCACAUAUCCUGGAUCUUCGGUACUUCUUUCCAAUCUAUUUCCAAUCUCAACAUACGUGAUUGAUGUCUGUGAAAUGACAGCUCCAGGACCUGGGCCUUGUCAGAGGGUGCAGGCAACAACAUUACCUAGUGCUCCAUCGAAAGCACCCGAAAAUGUGAUCAUCGAGAGCAUCUUGUGGCAUAGUCAGAUAAAAAUCGAAUGGAGUUCAAUAAAUUCUGCUUUUGUACACGGUGAUUUGCUGGGCUACAAAGUUCUGUAUACGCUCAAUAAAAUAGCAGGGCAGAACAUUGUUGGAUCAAAAACAUUGGUGAAAGAGGUACACCCCUCGUUAAAUAACUCAGUGUUGUCAGACUUACAACCAAAUUCCCAAUACAGUAUUCAAAUUUUGGCAUACAAUAUUCAAGGGGAUGGAGUGAUGUCUGCUAUAUCGUAUGGAGAAACCUGCGCCUGUCCUCCUAAAAUGUAUACAAACUUCGCUGCAAGUGCCCCAUACAUAUACAGGGAUAGUAAAGGAAACAUUGACGGUCUCUUUGCAAGCAUUCUAUCUAAUCUAACACAAUACACAUGUGGGACAUGCAAAAGGAGCCCAGAAAGUCAGAUAGACUACAAAAAUAAUGGAAAGAAUGGCUGGGCUGAAAAACGGUCGCUGCAAGAAAUGAAAAAGGACAUUGACAGUUAUGUAGACAUAAGUUUUCCUGUAUUUGGAAGCAAUGAACUCACAACAUACUACGGAUUUUCGUUUGUGCCAGUUUUCAGCCAUCCUGGAGUAGUUUAUUUUAUCAUCAAAGACAGUGUACAAGAUCAAAUAGCUAACAUGAUGCGUGGAGUUCUAGAGACAUGGCCGAUAUUUGCAAUGAAUGUCGUGUUAUUAACCUUAGCUGGAUACAUCAUGUGGGCACUUGAGUUUGGAAACAAGGAGAGCGAUUUCCCUAACAGCUGCUUACCAGGAGUUUUCGAUGGAAUGUACUGGGCAUAUAUCACAAUGGGAACACACGGAUAUGGAGAUCUGGUACCUCGAGGAUUGGGACCAAGGUUAUUUGCUAUGGUCUGGAUACUUGUUGGAAUGAUUAAUCUGGCAAUAUUCACGGGAGCCUUAACAACAGCAAUAACUGCAACUCAGGUUUACAGUGACCCAUCGCUGUAUGGAGUGGAGGUAGCUGCAAUUCACGAUUCAGUGGCGCAUAAAAUAGGGAUUUACAGGAAUGCCAAAGUUAACACAAAGAAAAAAUACAACACAAUUGAAGAAGUAGCAGAAGCUUUGAAAACGCGUCAGGUCCGCGGUGCAAUUGUAGACAUAUAUUCUGCGGCAGCCCGGGAAGAUCUGUUUUCGGAUUCUGAUAUCAUAGCAAAAAGAAGCAUCAGAUACCCAAGUGCCUAUGGAUUUGUAUUGUCGGGAGACAUGAAAAAUGCAGCACCUCAGUUCAGAAGUUAUCUCAAUGCACAAUCUAAUACUAUUUUGAAGUUCAUUGAAGAAAGGACGGCUGGAUUAGAGGUGAAUGAAGAAAAGGGAGAGACGGUUUCAAUGUUUGAUUCUCAUUCACCCCUGCUGAGGAAAUCUCUUAUAACAGUCAGCUCACUUUUCGUCAUUGGAUUUAUCAUGGGCUUUUUAUACACAAUUCACAAAAGGAAAAGGCUGUCUUUAAAGGAACAAAAAGAACCGUUCGAACUCAAACAUAUUGAAAGAGUCUGUGAAGAAGCAUUAGCAGAGUUUACAGACGCCUGGACAGAAAAUGUGGAAAAAAUGUAUGCAAGGCAUAUGAAGAAAAGAAUGGAGUUUCUUUCCAAGGACAACAAGCAGAAGAUGAAAGGAGUUUUCGGCUCCUUCAGAUUUUUGAAAGGCAAAAACCGCACCAUACCUAGUAAAGAGACUAUACUUUUAGGUAGCGGGGCCAGUUUUGAUAAUUUUGAAGCCCGUAUGACAAACAGUAGAGCAACAGCUUUGACGGGUGCAUGGAGCCCAGAGAACAAAACAGCUCGAUCUCAGCGACCUUCGAUUCACUCACACAUGUCUACUAUAGACGACAAUGGUAAAAAUAUGCCUGAUGUUAGCUAGUUGACAAAUGUUUCGCAUACAGUUCGAUAGAUAUCAAAGGUCGUCAUCAGACAAGCUAACAUGUGGAUCUGGCGAUCACGAAAACCAAAAUAUGUCAAAAUGCACCAGUACAACAAACCUUUGUAGGGACAAGCCUUGAUGGGACAUUUUACGAAGUAUUUUUCAGCAAUGUAUUAAAGACUCCUGCGAGAGAAACGGCAAGGAGCAGUUUAGAUCACACACCUCUUUUUUGCUGACAAACACAACAGUACUUUACCCUAACAAAUCUAGCAUCAUCAAACAAGCAGGACAAUGAGACCUAUGAAAAGUGGACAAAUAAGUCACAAAAUUGAUUAAAAUUCCUAAGAAAAAUG